Molecule: messenger RNA, 1713 nt
Organism: Neltuma alba
Lineage: Eukaryota; Viridiplantae; Streptophyta; Magnoliopsida; Fabales; Fabaceae
Product: protein NRT1/ PTR FAMILY 5.4-like
Exons: 5
Coding region: 1-1713 (570 amino acids)
Biological process (GO): oligopeptide transport; transmembrane transport
Cellular component (GO): membrane
Molecular function (GO): transmembrane transporter activity
Source: RefSeq, a predicted model, not a curated record
AUGGAUAGCACCACAGCUCCAAUGGAAGCCAACUCUAUUUGUGAUCACAAACCCUCUAGAGGUGGCUGGAAUGCUGCCAUCUUCAUCAUUUUUGUGGAGGUGGCAGAGAGGUUUGCGUUUUAUGGGUUGAGUGGGAACUUGAUAACUUACCUCACCAAUGUUCUGCAACAGCCAACACCCAUUGCUGCAAGAAACGUCAACAUUUGGGUUGGACUCUCCUUCAUGUUCCCUUUGCUUGGAGCCUUCAUUGCUGAUUCCUACCUUGGCCGCUUCAUCACCAUCAUCUUCUCUUCCAUCAUCUAUUUCCUGGGAAUGGUUUUGCUGACCCUAUCAGUGUCGGUGGUUCCAUUGCACGUUCGAGAGAUAGUCUUCUUCAUAGCGCUUUACAUAUUAGUGAUAGGAGAAUCAGGACACAAGCCUUGUGUUCAAACAUUUGCAGCAGAUCAGUUUGAUGAAAGAUCCCCACAAGAGAGAAUGGCCAAGAACUCUUUCUUCAAUUGGUGGUACCUAGGAAUUAACAUUGGUUCUGUAUCUGCAGUUUUGGUGGUUGUUUAUGUCCAGGACAAUGUUGGAUGGGCCACAGGGUUUGCAAUAUUAGCGACAGCUUUGGCUUUGGCCUUUGUAUUUUUUCUGGUCGGUAUAAAGAAGUACAGAAAACAAGGGCCAUUGGGAAGUCCUUUCACGGCGGCAGCUCAAGUGUUAGUAGCGGCGGUCCGAAAGAGGGGCGUCGAUGAGAGCCGCCAUGGAAAAGGAGUUUUCUUUGGAGAUACAAACAUGGAUGGAAAUAUAGAUGUGGAGACUCAAGCUAUAACUUCAUCUCGCACCCAGCGAUUUAGAUUUCUGGAGAAGGCAAUGAUAAUUGAUGAUAUUGAUGCAUCAAGCAACACCAGAAAUCCUUGGAGGCUAUGUUCAUUAAACCAAGUUGAAGAAAUGAAGCAAGUUCUUGGCCUCAUACCAGUAUGGCUAGCAUGCUUGUAUUUUAGUUUCGUCCAUGCUCAAAUGUCAACCUUCUUCACCAAACAAGGCAGUACAAUGAUGAGAUCCAUAGGAUCUAAUAAUAACUUCGUCAUCCCACCGGCAACACUCCAAUGUGUGGCCGGCUUCGUCGUCAUCACCUUCCUCCCUAUCUAUGAUAGAAUUCUUGUGCCUAUGAUAAGAAAAUUCACUGGCAAACCCACAGGUAUCACAAUACUCCAAAGACUAGGAAUUGGCUUAUUCUUUUCUGUUCUAACCAUGCUUGUGGCUGCCCUAGUAGAGUCCAAAAGGGUUAAAACAGCAAGCGAUCACAAUCUCUUGGACAGUCCAAAAGCAAUAAUACCAAUUAGGGUUUGGUGGUUAAUUCCUCAGUAUAUUUUGCUAGGGUUUGUGGAUGCUCUUUGUAUUGUAGGGACUCAACAUUUGUUCUAUGAUCAAAUGCCAGAGGCCAUGAGAAGCAUUGGGGCUGCAUUUCAUCUUGCAAAUGCUGGUGUUGCAAACUUUAUGAGUAGUGCUCUUAUAUCUAUUGUGGAAGGAGCGAGCAAAGGGAAAUGGCUUGGGAAUAAUUUGAAUAGGUCACAUUUGGAUUAUUACUAUUUUUUGCUUGCUGGGAUAGGGGUUUUGAAUUUGGGUGUUUAUGUGGUUGUUGCUAAGAGGUAUGUUUAUAAAAAUGUUGAAGGGAAUUAUGAAAAUAAGGAGGAAGAAAUGAGGAAUGGACAUCACAAUCAAAUUGUGUGA